Salvia splendens (bonfire salvia) is the source of this 598-nucleotide messenger RNA. Its product is annotated as dehydrin ERD10-like. The transcript is spliced from 2 exons. Lineage: Eukaryota; Viridiplantae; Streptophyta; Magnoliopsida; Lamiales; Lamiaceae. Bases 75 to 425 code for a protein of 116 amino acids. The record is from RefSeq and is a predicted model, not a curated record.
AAGAUCAAACAAUUUCAACUUUCAAAAGUGCAAUCAAUCUGUAUAAUCUCCUCGAUCAUCAGCAGAAAAUAUUAAUGGCACGACAAAUUUUUGAUUCGACAGGACAAGUUAUUGGUUGGAUACUUUCGAAUUCGUCUGAAUUGGAUGUGGAUGUUCGAACUGCAGAACAAGCUGCACAACUUCAGCGAUCAAACAGCUCCUCUUCGGGUGAGGAAGAAAUAUGGAAAGAUGGAGAAAUGAAGAAGAAAAAGAAGGAUAAAAAGAAGAGUGAUUACAACAAACCAACUCAAGAGGCUGAAGAGAAUAAAGGUAAGCUUCCCCGCAUCAAGAAGGUGGAGGUACUUGUUUCACCUCCACCAACUCCGGCAGCAGCAGCCGAGGGCGCCUCUACUCAGGGGGCUGACAACAAGGAGAAGAAAGGUUGAUGAGAAGGAGGAGGAGGAAGAAGAAGAGGAAGCCGUUGCAACAAAAUAAUUAAGAUAUUACACCUAGUAUAUUAGUGUUUCGAAUAAGUUGCAACUAAGAUACUACUACUAUAUGCUAUUAGUAUGUUACUGGUGUAAAAUAGUAUGUUACGAAAACUACAUAUGUAUUUGUA